This is a messenger RNA of Trematosphaeria pertusa, 2982 nucleotides long. RefSeq lists its product as uncharacterized. NCBI's taxonomy places the organism in Eukaryota, Fungi, Ascomycota, Dothideomycetes, Pleosporales, Trematosphaeriaceae. The coding region runs from base 1 to 2982 and encodes 993 amino acids. The transcript is spliced from 2 exons. The record is from RefSeq and is a predicted model, not a curated record.
AUGGCGCUCGAGAUAGAAGACGAGGUCGAUUGGAGUGAUGGCUCCCUCGAGCCUUCAUUUCCGACUUCGGUUGAUCCCACACCUGAAACUACCCCUCCAGCGUCUGCAGUCCGGCAAGUACCACAGAAGUCCGCCAUCUUCGAGCCUGAGGAACAUGAGGAACAUGAUCUACCAUUUGGAGUACCUCUACCGAAUUUGGCGGGAGCCCAUUUCCAGAGAUUUCAGAACAAGAACGGCAUCUCUAGGGCGCAGCGGUCCAGGAUCGGAGUCCACUUCAAUCGCCGUGAACCGACCAAAGAUGACUAUUCCAACUUCGUCCUGUAUCAAGCAAAUCAGAAGACAUACGAGGUCAUGUUCGUGAAAACCUUCGUUGCUCAUGCGCUGCAUCCCGAUCAGCUGGAGCAGUGUCUGAGCGACAGCAAUGAUGGCUGCAAUAAGCUCAAGAACUAUCUGCAGUCGGUGUCGAACAACGUGAACCAGAUCGUGUCCAAAAUCAUAUGGAACGCUCACUCGCGCACUGUCAAUUUGCUCGCCAAUGACGAGAAAGAGGGCGCUCAUUUCUGGGACAUUCGACGGUUCGACCAUAGUAUGUUCCGUGAUUUCUACCCGGAGAACACGUAUCCAGCGGCCCAGAGGAUGUACGAAUCCUGGCAUCGAGCUUUCGGUACACCCCCGAUGGUCCGCUACACAACAAAGGACUAUCCUAUCGGCAAGCAUUGUUCACCACUAGAGGAGAUCGAUGAGGUCGCCGAACUACUCUUUAAUCACAAGGCUUUCGGCGCGACUUUACCCACUGGCCAGGUUGUCAAGCCGCCUUCAUCGAAGAAGCAAAAGAGUCGCAAUCUGCCUGGAGCAGCUUCUCGUGCCGAACGGAAUGCCGCGCCGCGUGAUUGGCUUGGCGACAUCGUGCGUCCCAGUAUCGCAGAUGGUACGGGGACCAAGAUUUGGCAAGAUUCGGCAAGAAAAUCGAUCGAGGCAGAUGAGCUAGAUUCAAUUAUCGGGCAUGAUGAAGAGGAUGUGUUUGCUCAGGAUGCCGGAAUCGACCUCGACGAAUCUGGUAUAUUUGAUCCCUUGGUGCUGUUGCAUUCUGAUAUUAACAAUCACCCUGUAGAUAAUCUCUUCGCGCAACUCGUUACUGCGGCGGCGUCACCGUCCACCCUUCACCCAGGAGCCGACAGGAACCUCGAACCCGAAGAAAAUACCCAGCUAGAGACGCAUCUAAGCGCAGAAGACGAGGUACGUAUCGACCGAACCUCAAAUGCGCGUGGAUGGAGGAUCAAGCUUAUCGAAGAUCAUAAGCGGCGACUAGCCGAGAGGUGGCCUCGCUCACAGACACAGUCCCAGAUCCCGCCUUUGACGAUUCUGGACGUGAAGACUGCCGUUGAAAAUGCCGUAGCCCGAGGCAUUUUGAUGGCCGCAUCUGCUGGCGUCCAGGAGCAGAUUGACACCGCUGCGAACACUCAGCGAAAUAAACAAGUUCAGAUUGCUUCCAGACAGAAGGAGCCAGCAACCAGAGCUCCAGAGAACGUAAAGAAGCGUUCACAGAAAGUCUUCGCCAGGGGUCACCAGCAGAAAAAGAGAGCCAUCCGGCCCGGCCCAUCAGACGGCGCUCCAAAGAAGAAACAAAAGAGGACACGGGGCGCGACCAGUACCGGGGAGUCCUCGAACAAGACUCCGCCGAAGAAGUCCAGCAAGCUCAGCGCUCCGGGUUAUGAUUGCGCACCUCAACCGACUCACCCAAGCGGCUCGAAGACCCUGGAGCACCAUCAGCUCUUACCGCCCGAGGCAUACUUUGAGCAGACCUACGAAGGAGAGAAGCCAGUCUGGCGCUGUGGCAUCAAGCACGCUAUGGGCUACUACUACAAUGCCGGAGAUAGGAAGAACUGUCCUGGCUGUUUCACCUCCGUCAACGAGAAUCCCCGCCUCAAGUGGAUGGACUUCUAUAUGCCUUCUUAUUCCCAUUUCCAUCAGCCUGCACCGGACGUGACCUGGAAGCCGAGCAAGCCUGUGGGCAGGGUCAGACGCUCUAAACAUCUGUCUCACAACAGCAUCGCCAAGGAGGCAUACUGGGAAGCGUUCAAUGCUGGCGCUACUGAGGAUGAGGCACGCCAGAAGGGCGUUGAGGCUGUAGAGGAGCACCUGCGACCCAAGCCCCCACGCGAACCAACGCCCGAGCCAACACCUGAACCCAGCCCGGAGCCAAUUGAUCUGGGUCCUCAUCCCAGUGGCUCGGCGACAAUGGAGCACGGUCAGGAUAUCCCAGACUGUGCUUACUUCGAGAAGCAGGAGAGGCAUGAGGAGUUUGCCUGGCGCUGUGAGGUCAAUCACGCCCUUGGACGAUACUACCUCGCUGGCGACAAGCGAACUUGCCCAGGCUGUGGAUCGAACCACUCAGGCGUGGCUAAGCACACCGAAAUGGACUUCUAUAUGCCUCCCGGGGUGGUUGUGCGACAGGAAGCACCAGGUCUCGUGGAGUGGCACCCUCGCAAGCCUUACAAGUCCAAUCGUGAGAACAAGCCCAGUCGCAAGGUUGUACUUUCGCAUAAUCAGAUAUGCUCGAAGAAGUACUGGGACGCUAUCGACGCUGGGAAAGAGCAUAAUGAGGCGCUGGAGUUCGCCGUCAAGGAAACGGAUGCUUAUGUCGACGCCAAGAACGAAGCGAUUCAGAACAAGCAAGCGAAGUCCGUGGAGAGCGACAAGUCGCCGGAGUCUCAAGAAGCGACCCAACCGGAAGAUGGCUCCUCGAGCGACAGCGAGACUGAGCAGACCGAUACGGCCGGCAACGAUAGAUUGCGGCGCAAUUCGGACGGAGGCGUUAUCAUCUCGCUCGUACCAAGGAAGCGUAGGAGCGAGGAGCUCAGCGAAGACGAGAACGAUGAAGUCGAAGAGUAUCAGGCCAAACGGGAUUCGGAAACCCCAGUUCCAGAUGUUAUCUACAUAUCUUCUGAAGAUGAAUCCUCUUCGGCUUCGGACAGUGAGUAG